Molecule: messenger RNA, 1064 nt
Organism: Lutzomyia longipalpis
Lineage: Eukaryota; Metazoa; Arthropoda; Insecta; Diptera; Psychodidae
Product: leukocyte receptor cluster member 1 homolog
Exons: 3
Coding region: 81-1031 (316 amino acids)
Source: RefSeq, a predicted model, not a curated record
AAAAAUUUGACAGCUUGACAGCUAAUUGUUUUGGUUUUCAUUUCAUUUUCCAAAGUUCUGCAGGAAAUUUCUUUGAAAAAAUGAAUAUUCUACCCAAGAAAAGAUGGCACGUCCGGACACGUGAGAAUAUCGCCAGAGUUCGUCGAGAUGAAAAACAAGCAGCAGAAGAGGAAAAGGAGCGCCUCCGGAAAAUUGCUCUUGCUGAGCAAGAAGCCCGAAUUGAUUUACUACGACGGAAGGCGAAAAAGUUCCUUCCGGAAGGUGCAGCAAAGCAGGAAGAGGAAGAAGGAACAUCUAGUCGGUGGGAGAUUGAGGAGAAGCUAAAAAGUGGGGAGCAUGUGAACUUCUUCAGUGAAGUUGAGAGUGGAAAGUACCAAGCGGAAGGGGAAAACAAGGAGUACGUGAAGGAGAAAAAGGAUGAGAAGGAGAAGUAUGAGAAACAAGUGGGGUACCUCACGUACCUCGGGCAGGAUACAAAUGAAGCUCUGGGCAAGAGAAGUUGGUACGAAGAGCCCCCAAAGCGUGAAGAUAGAUUCACGGAAAGUGGGAAAAUUGUCGAAACAGGACUCAAAUCAAAGAUCUACAAUGAUCCUCUGAAUGUGAUGAAGCGCUACCUGGCGGCAGGAUCAUCGAGAACUUCUACCUCCUCAUCAACUCCUGACCCAUCUCUGCUGAAAGCCUACGAAUCCCUCCUACAUUCACAGAGGGAACGAUCGAGUGAGGGAAGGUCAAAGAAGCACAAAGAGAAGAAGAGAAAGAGAUCCCGAAGAAGUUCUUCGGAAUCAGAGGAUGAGACAGAGAGGAGCGCUAAAAAGGCAAAGCUGGAGAAAUUGCGAGCUGAGAGAUUGCAGCGAGAGAAGGCAGAACGUCAGCGAACAGAUGCCUUCCUUGCCAAACUCCGGGGAGAUCCGGAACCGGAAAAAGAGCCCAAAAAGACUGAGAAGGAGCCUCCAGUUCGACCAAUGAAGCAGAAAUAUAACUCUCAGUUUAAUCCUGAACUUGCCAAGCAGAACUACGACUGGCGGCGAUGAAUCCUUUGCAAUAAAUAAAUUAAUUAAAACUUC